UGUAGCAAUGUCCCGUACUGUUAGGGCUGUACUGCUGUUACUGCUGUCUACUUAUGGCCAAUGUACGGAGAAGUACAAGGUGACGGAUCUGGUGUAUUUCGACGUCAGCAUCGGAGGCCAUGUGGAGGGUAGAAUAGUUGUUGCGCUUUUUGGAGAAGUUGUACCAAAAACCGUCAAAAACUUCAAAGCCCUUGCUUCAGAUGGAGUCAAAGGGCGGAAGUAUGGGAACAACACCCCAUUUCAUAGAGUCAUCAGGAACUUCAUGGUUCAAGGUGGUGACGUAGUGUCGGGAGAUGGUCUUGGGAUUGUGAGUAUUUUUGGAAAACACUUCAAAGAUGAAAACUUUGUCGUGAAACAUACAGCCGCAGGCUUUGUAAGCAUGGCUAAUUCAGGUCCAAACUCAAAUGGCUGCCAGUUUUUCAUAAUCACUCAACCAACACCCUGGCUGGAUGGCAAGCAUGUAGUGUUCGGAAGGGUAACGGAAGGAAUGGAUAUCAUACAUAAAAUAGAGGGAUUGAAAACAUACGAAGAUGAUCGUCCGGUGAAAAACGUCUACAUUGUAGAAAGUGGUCUUCUUCCACUGCCAGAGCCGUUCUACGUCUACGAUGACGCCAAUGAUUUGAUGGCUUGGGCUAAAGCGUCCAUUUUCCCACUUGGCAUGUCAUUCACAAUUCUCGGAAUUUUCCACUGGUUCUUCAAGAAACUUGAUGUAGCAGCUGAAGGUGUGUGAUUUUUAAGUAAAGAUUUCCGGGUUGCUAAACGUAUAAUUCAUGUAAACAUUUUCUACUUUCUUUUAAAUUAAAUUGG
Molecule: messenger RNA, 807 nt
Organism: Macrosteles quadrilineatus (aster leafhopper)
Lineage: Eukaryota; Metazoa; Arthropoda; Insecta; Hemiptera; Cicadellidae
Exons: 6
Coding region: 8-730 (240 amino acids)
Biological process (GO): protein peptidyl-prolyl isomerization
Cellular component (GO): intracellular membrane-bounded organelle
Molecular function (GO): peptidyl-prolyl cis-trans isomerase activity
Source: RefSeq, a predicted model, not a curated record